This is a messenger RNA of Gymnodraco acuticeps, 3838 nucleotides long. RefSeq names its product empty spiracles homeobox 2 (gene emx2). NCBI's taxonomy places the organism in Eukaryota, Metazoa, Chordata, Actinopteri, Perciformes, Bathydraconidae. Gene Ontology annotation, biological process: neuron differentiation; regulation of DNA-templated transcription; brain development. The transcript is spliced from 3 exons. The record is from RefSeq and is a predicted model, not a curated record. Gene Ontology annotation, molecular function: DNA-binding transcription factor activity, RNA polymerase II-specific; DNA binding. The coding region runs from base 2068 to 2814 and encodes 248 amino acids.
GCAACACCAGUAAAACUAAACUAUUCGUCAUCAUGUUGUGGACUUGCUGGCUCUUCAUCAUUUUAAGUUACCCUAAAGCUCUUCAAGCCCAGUUUUGGUUCCAUCGUAUACACCAUUAUGUAACUGACCACUAGAGGUCGGUAAAGCUCCGUGCAGAGGACACGCGUCUCCCUGUCAGAGCUGCUCUGGUUCAUGUCCACGAUCAGCAGCUAACUCAGGAAAACUCAAUAUGAACAUGCAUGCAGCGGUCAGUCAGCCACUUAGAAAACCAAUAACAUCAUGUAAGAGUUGUUUAAAAAAAACUUCAACCAUACUGAACUAAAACUAAAUAUUCCGUCACAACAAAUGGCUUUGAAUGUGGACCUGCCCCAUUUUAAAGCGUUGUAUAGAAUAAUGUUACUAUAAUCAUCAGGAUAAAAAUGCGUUUCAUGUGUAAGACAUUGACAUUUAUUUGGUACGAUUUUUAUAUAUAAAAAAAGGCACCUUUAUAAAUUCACUAAAGAAAAUAAAACAUCCAAACUGCUAACGAUUCCUGAUCAUUACAAUUGAAUAUGACACAUUUUAACAAUGUCCAUUCAGUUGUAUUAUGUGAUGCAGGCCUACAACUGUUGAGGCUUUAGUUCACAGCCUAUUGUAUUCUACACAGACCUUUAACCUGGCCGCACAAAUAAACCGACUGCUCCAUAAGCUGUAUGAACAAUUGUGUCCUAUAUUCUAGUCAUAACAACAAUAAUAAUGCCAUACUUAAAUAACAUGUUUACUUUGACUGCGACUUCAAUUUUCUUGCAUCUGAAGUCGUUCUAAAUGCAUUUCAAGAUCCCCACCAACACUCAAGAAACAUGCAACCAAGCUAUACAAACUGAAAGAAUAUGUAUUCAAAAAUAAAUUAAUACAAUGUUAAUCACAAUACGUUUUUUUUUUCAUUGUUAUGGCUGCAUCUUUUAAUUAGUGUUUUUUGGUUUUAUAUGAGCAGCCUUAACUGUGCGUGUUAUUAAUGUUUUUCAUGUCUUUGUGAGGCCCUCGGCGCGCGGCCAUGGCUGCAGCCUCGUGCUGCUCUCAGGGGGACAGCUGCAGUCACAGGUAGCCCCUCCAAAAAACACCUGAGCGUUUUCAUUCAAAAACACUGAAUGGCAACCAGCGACUCAUGAGUGGGAAGGUGUAACUGACAUUUGAAGACUGACACUAUCCUGUUUUAUUGACAAAAGCUCGAAAUAUAAAGUCUACCAGUGAUCCCACCCAGCAGAAAUUAAGUGCAUUCUUUAAUUUGAAUCGUACUAAUAGUAUCUGAAGAAAAUUAAAAGGAGCUAGGACCAAACAAGAAUUAAAUACAGAAAUUGUUAAAAAUGGAGAAAUAAAUGAAGGCCAAUUAAACAGCUGCUGUUGAGUAUUAUCCGAGCCAGCAGCAUCGACUAUAAUAGACUUUAAUAGAGUUGAUUUGAUGUUUGCGCAACAUUGUUGUGCAUAAUUAAAAGUAAUCACUUGCUAAUACUAACACUACACGCACACCCACCCUUAAAAAAAUCUGUUUGAAGCUGUCAUAGCCAUUAAAUGCAAAUAAGCAGGCUACCUUGAGCUUUACUGGUCCAGAUGAGUGUGUUAAAUGUCCUGGAGAUAUCUGCGCGUGAGUAAGUGUGUGCGCGCGUGUGGGGGGCUCCUCUGGACGAAUCCGUUCCGUGUUGCGCGUUCGAGUCCGCCUCUCCGCGCCCCUGCUUCCCAUUGACGCACUUUUUAAGCGUCUUCCCCUUCUCCACCUUAAGGCGAGCAGCAGUGGCAGCGACCAAUCACCAUGCCAUUACAGCCUUCAGAGGAAGCUGUUUAUGGGACUGCAGCGCUAAUUAGGCUCAUGAACUAACAAAUCUGCCUGCACGAACCCGGCGAGGAAAACGAUCAGAAUCCAUGGAUUAGUCUGGGAGUAGCCGAGCACUUUUUAUUUUGUGGCUUUCUCGACACUGCAAACUUAUUUACUGCGCAGAAAACUUUCUUCCUUCCUUGGGUGUGGAGUAUUUUUUAAAGCGAGAGCGCCUACCACAGCUUCACCUUAAACUGGGGAACCUGGACUAUCAGACAAUGUUUCAGCCUACACCCAAGAGGUGUUUUACGAUAGAGUCUUUAGUGGCGAAGGAUAAUCCUCUACCGCUGUCCCGCACCGAGGAGCCCAUCCGGCCAGCGGCACUCAGCUAUGCAAACUCCGGCCAGAUGAACCCCUUCCUCAACGGCUUCCACUCCGGCGGCAGGGGCGUCUACUCGAACCCGGACUUGGUGUUUGCGGAGGCGGUCUCUCAUCAGCAGAACUCUGGCGCCCAGAUGCAUUCGGUGGCCCCGCCGCACGCUAUGUCCGCUCACCCGCUUUCCUCCGCACACAGUCCGCACCCUCUUUUUGCCAGCCAGCAAAGGGACCCUUCAACUUUCUACCCCUGGUUAUUACACAGAUAUAGAUACUUGGGUCACAGAUUUCAAGGUAAUGAAACGAGUCCAGAGAGCUUCCUUUUGCACAACGCGCUGGCAAGAAAGCCCAAAAGAAUCCGGACAGCUUUUUCACCUUCGCAACUCCUGCGGCUCGAACACGCGUUUGAGAAAAACCAUUACGUGGUGGGAGCAGAAAGAAAACAGCUCGCCCACACCCUUAGCCUCACAGAAACUCAGGUAAAAGUGUGGUUUCAGAACCGGAGGACGAAGUUUAAGCGACAGAAGUUGGAGGAGGAGGGCUCGGAGUCUCAGCAGAAGAAGAAAGGAUCGCAUCACAUAAACCGGUGGAGAAUGGCGACUAAACAGGGGAGCAGCCCAGAGGAAAUUGAUGUCACUUCGGACGAUUAAAAAAAAAGAGACUUUAUUAGCUUCUGAGUGAUGGAGGACAUGGAUAAAGGAUGCCGUGUAGAGACAGUGGGGGGGUACACAGCCAAUGUCACAUUUCAGAUCUCCGGAUCGGCAGCUGAGGGUGAGAGAAACCCGACAUGUGGCACUGUGUCACCGCGUGGGUCUGUCAAUCCAAGUGACCUAGGAAAUGUGGCUGACAGUGUCUCAGUCCCCCCACCUGAACACUUCCACGCACCGACCCCCACCACUACAAUCUCCCAUCUACCGCCACCUCAUUUUUUCUCCAAUUCAUAUUGGACGUUUGCACUUCAGAAGGUUUUUUUUUGUGAAAAAACAAAAAAACAUUUCCACUCCAAGAUACCAAAACACCAAACAGCUUUUGUAAAACUUGAAUUGCAUGGUAUAGUUUUUUUUCUUCUCCUGGUAGUUUUUAUUUUUAUUUGACACGUUUUUUCUCAAACCAAGAAAAAAAAAUCAAUAUUGUUUUUAACUCUAUUUUCAAACAGAGAUGUCGUGCUUCUUCCUUUUUACAAAGUGUGCAGUCUUUAAUUAAUGAUUCUCGUGUAAAAGUGAUUGUGAAAACAUAUGAAGUAGCGGUGCUGCGUUAUAGUGUUUUUUUGAAAAAAGAAAAUAGAACAAAACAUUUGAAUUUCGAUUUAAAACAAAAAAUACUUUUAAUAGAGUGAAUCAGACUACAGAUAAAGUACUUAAAUGGAAGGUGUCAGGGCUUUCCUUUAACCUAAAGCUUUACCAAUGUGUCGCUGUGGCCCCACGCAGCCUUCUGUCAGGACGUCCCUCCAGUGAAAAGUUGCCGCGAAGGACUAAAUGCAAGAAUUGAGAGUUAAAAAAAACAAGCACUGAGCGUAUUCCAUGUACAGAAAUGCUAAAAGUUAAUGUUUCUGUUAAACCCUCUUUUACAGAAUGUAAAUAAUGUUUGUGUUUGUGUUAAGUUUGCUACAAUUUUAACACAAAGUAUACUUCCAAGAAGUAUGUAAUUGUCAAUAUUUUGUCAAUAAAGUUUUAU